Molecule: messenger RNA, 1447 nt
Organism: Phycomyces blakesleeanus NRRL 1555(-)
Lineage: Eukaryota; Fungi; Mucoromycota; Mucoromycetes; Mucorales; Phycomycetaceae
Exons: 5
Coding region: 70-1293 (407 amino acids)
Cellular component (GO): cytosol; cytoplasm
Molecular function (GO): RNA binding; ATP binding; glutamate 5-kinase activity
Source: RefSeq, a predicted model, not a curated record
AGAAACUGUUCCUUAUUUUUAUUAUUUUUAUUUUUAUUUUUAUUUUUUUCACUUUACUCUUUCGACAUCAUGAUUCACAAGAAUCAACAGAACAAUCAUCGCCCUAACAAGACAUCUCUUACAAUUGUAGUCAAGGUCGGAACAACCUCAAUUUGCGAUGAAGAGACCCAUUUCCCUCUGUUGUCCAAUCUCUCUCUGUUGGUUGAGUCAGUCCUGAAACUGAAACAGAAUGGUCAUCGUGUGGUGAUUGUGACAAGUGCAGCAGUUGGAACUGGCCUAAGACGACUUAAUAUGGCCGAGAAGCCUUCUAAACUGGCGGCUAGACAAGCUGUUGCUGCGGUUGGUCAGGGUAGACUUAUGGCUUUGUAUGAUGAUUUGUUUGGUCAAUUCCAUCAACCGGUUGCCCAACUUUUGUUAACAAAAAAUGAUCUGGCUGAUCGCUCUCAAUAUCUGAAUGCUGUGAGCUGCCUGGAAGAGCUAUUGGAUAUGAGUGUGGUUCCAAUUGUGAAUGAGAACGAUACUAUUUCUACCCAGGGUAUUCGAUUUGGUGACAACGACACCCUUUCUGCCAUUACUGCUGGCAUGAUCAAGGCAGAUUAUCUCUUUUUGCUCACAGACGUCGAUUGUCUUUACACCGAUAAUCCUCGCACAAAUCCAGAUGCCAAACCUGUAGACAUUUGUGACGAUAUCAGUGCACUUCGCUCCAAAGUGUCUAUCAGCACAAGUGGAUCAUCUUUGGGUACAGGUGGUAUGGAAACAAAACUGGUUGCAGCAGAUCUGGCCACUGCGGCAGGUGUCACUACUAUCAUUACUCAUGGUGCCAAACCGUUCAACAUGCUCAAGAUUAUCCAAGGUGAUGCCAUAACUGACAACGCUGACCAAAAAAAACAUGACAUUCCGUUAAACACCCGCUUUGUGGCCAAGAACAACCCUCUGCUGGACCAUAAGUGGUGGAUUCUGCACGGUCUGCACACAGCUGGUGUUAUCGUGGUCGACGACGGUGCAGCCAGGGCAGUGACUUCCACUCUUCGGUCCAGUCUGUUCGCAGCCGGAAUUGUAGAAGUCAAGGGAAGCUUUGUAGCCCAACAGGCAGUCCAGAUCGUGGUCAGAAAGACAAUCAACGGCAAACUAACAGACAUGGUGAUCGGCAAAGGAUUGGUCAACUACACUAGCAUUGAGAUCUCGAGAAUCAAGCGUUGCAAGAGUCAUGAGAUUGCUGAUGUCCUUGGCUAUGUCGAUGCUGAAUGUGUCAUUAACCGAGACAAUCUUGUCAGAGUAGUCAAUGAUGCUUAAAAAAAACCCCCCCAAAAAUGAGAAGAAAAAAGAGAAGCAAAGCAAAGAAAAAAAAACCAAAUAUAUAGGAAAUCGAAACCCUUUUUCUAUUGUUCUUUUUUUUUUGCUUUAAAGUUAUUCUCAUUAAAAUACCCUUUAUAAAUUUUGUAAAGAC